GAGUAUGCAUUUGGUUAUCGGUGAUGACUCAAACUUGCAACGCGGGGAGUUUGGCAGAGCUGCGAAUUGCAGGCCAUAUAUACACCACCUGUCUCACGAUAUUUAACCAAAUCAUCAAGUAAAGAGCACCUUAAGUAGGUUGUUAAGGCUUAUAUAGGAUACUCUUAGCGAUACUCUUAGCUACGUCCUUCACAAGGCUUAGUUGGUAUGAAAUAUGCUUACGCCUGUGGUAUGCUUACACAAAGCGCGAUAUUAACGCGUCACAGGCCAAAGAGGAGUAGGAUCGAACCAGAUAAAUACGACCAAGGCAAAUAACAGAUACUAGUUAAAAUGCCUCAAAACGUUUACGACCGACAAGAUUUCUUCGAGAGCUAUAUCAAGCUAGACCGCCAAGUUAAGGGGCUUCAAGGUGCGCCGGAAUGGCCGCAACUAAAAUCAAUGCUUCCGAAUCUUAAUGGUCUCGCCGUGCUUGACCUAGGCUGUGGGUUUGGUUGGUUCUCUCGGUUUGCGAGAGAGAACGGCGCAGAAUUUGUUCGCGCGAUUGAUAUCUCUGAGAGGAUGCUUGAAAGAGCUCGAGAAAUGACUAGCGACGACAAGAUCCAAUACGAAAGGGCCAAUUUGGAAGAACUAAGAUUGGCGGAAGGUCAAUACGAUGUCGUCUUUAGCUCGCUGGCUUUUCACUAUAUCGUGAACAUUGCUGGCUUGAUUAAAGAGAUAGGUAUCGGACUAAAGUCAUCGGGACGCUUGGUAUGUUCCAUCGAGCAUCCGAUAUAUACAGCGCCGUCAAGACCUAGAUUUAUAGUGGAUGAGGAGACAGGUAGCAAGUCAUGGCCGUUAGAUGACUAUCAAAAAGAAAGAUUGAGAACGACUAAUUGGUUGGCGCCGGGGAUCCAGAAGCAGCAUAGAACGAUCGGAACCUAUAUUAGCGCCAUGCUGAGAAAUCAUCUUCAGCUUACGGAUUUUAUAGAAUGGUGUCCAACGGAAGAGGAAUUAAAACGGUUUCCUACAAGAGAGAGUGAGGUAGUGAGACCUACGUUUUUGUUACUAGGUGCAACAAAAUGACCUUGUACUCAAUGGAAAGGAACAAGAGAUUAUGUCAAUUUGAAUAGAUGCAUGCGGCUAUGAAAAUGGGUUAUGGAAG
Messenger RNA from Daldinia loculata, 1141 nucleotides. Its product is annotated as putative methyltransferase. The record is from RefSeq and is a predicted model, not a curated record. Gene Ontology annotation, molecular function: S-adenosylmethionine-dependent methyltransferase activity. The transcript has a single exon. The coding region runs from base 331 to 1062 and encodes 243 amino acids. Lineage: Eukaryota; Fungi; Ascomycota; Sordariomycetes; Xylariales; Hypoxylaceae.